AUGAGACUCCCCACCCUCCACAUCCUCCCCCUCCUCCCUCUAACCCUAAUCACCCUAACCACGGCAACCCCCCACCUUCAGCCCCGCGACACCACCCCCUUCACCACGGGCCUAACCACCAUCACCGCCGCCGCCACCACCCUCGACGUCCAAAUCCUGACCUACCCCGGCGGCGACGACAUCUCCAACAUCACCGCGGGCGCCGCGACGCUCAUCAAUGCCUUCCUGGCCGAGACCAAGACCAUCCAGCCAGACUUCCUCAAUGCCACCGAGGCCGCGGCCCUCCUACCACCCCUCGAGACCCUCGCCGCGCAGAUUUCCGUCGUGGUGGCCGACUACAUCGGCAUCCACGCCGCGAUCGCUGCCACCGCCGCCUCCAGCGAUGGCGGCUGGUACAUCUACUCCCAGCUGCAGGAGGAGCACACCGCCGCGCUGAGCUACACCGGCAGCGUGGUGGCCCGCAUCCCGGCGGGCGAGGUCAAGGAUGCGGCGGCGGUGUGGGCGGGGAAUAUCACGGAUACCUUGCUGGAUGGACGGGAUGCGUAUAAGGAUAUUGCGGUUAGGCCGACGGGGUAUUGA
Aspergillus japonicus CBS 114.51 is the source of this 579-nucleotide messenger RNA. RefSeq lists its product as uncharacterized. Bases 1 to 579 code for a protein of 192 amino acids. Gene Ontology annotation, cellular component: extracellular region. The record is from RefSeq and is a predicted model, not a curated record. The transcript has a single exon. Lineage: Eukaryota; Fungi; Ascomycota; Eurotiomycetes; Eurotiales; Aspergillaceae.